Messenger RNA from Rhinocladiella mackenziei CBS 650.93, 1959 nucleotides. RefSeq lists its product as uncharacterized. The record is from RefSeq and is a predicted model, not a curated record. The transcript has a single exon. Gene Ontology annotation, molecular function: nucleic acid binding; ATP binding. Lineage: Eukaryota; Fungi; Ascomycota; Eurotiomycetes; Chaetothyriales; Herpotrichiellaceae. Bases 1 to 1959 code for a protein of 652 amino acids.
AUGUCGUCCACGGCGGCAGUUUGUCCCGCAUGUCAAUUCAGAGCCCUCAUCUCCGGUCUGCGCCCUCCGACCCGACAUUGGCAGGGACCAAGGGGACUGGCUAUGGCCAUGCGACAACGCAGAAAACCAUCCAGGAUGACUCUCAGUCGAGAUGUUGGUCGAUUGGAUUCAGAUAGGAGGGCAGGCAAACAAGACAUCGCGGGGCCUUUUGGUGGAAUGAAUCAAACAGAAGCAAGAUUACCUGCCAGAGCCGCGCCGCGACAAAUACCGUCAAGGGUGCGGAUGUCACUGAGGACGGAAAUGAGGAGACGGAGUGUGCUACAAAAGGCUGCCGGGAAGACAUCAUCUAAUAUCGAAGGGCAAGCGGCCGAAAUCCCUUCGGUCUCCAAAAAGCCCAAGAUUGCCAGCAAAAAGGACAGACCUCUAUUUCAUGCUCUCAAGAUGCAACAGACCCUGGCUCCUCUUUCGUACAGCCAACGAGACAGACUGAAACUGAAGAUAGAAAAGAUUCAAUCAUUUGACGAGUUGGGGUUAAUGCCUUCAGUUGUCAAUGCUGUAUACACACAAGUGCUUCCACAUUUGACAGACUACACACCUACUCCGGUACAAAAGCUCGCGAUCCCUCUGCUGCUCAGCAAAAAUGGAAAGUAUGAGAAACAGAAAUUGGCUGAUGGCAAACCGAACUUCGACCAAUUUCUCCUGGCGGCUGAAACUGGGUCAGGAAAAACGAUGGCUUAUCUCCUUCCGGUCAUUCACGCCGUAAAACAACAAGAAGAGUUGGAUCGAAUUGAAGAAGCCGAACGAGAGGCGCAAGAAUCCAAAGACAAAGAAGAGCGUGAAAAACGUUUUGUCUUCGACGCCGAUCCAUCAGAGACGGAAGAGAACAUCCAUCCGUCAAUGGGCCGGCCACGGGCUCUCAUCCUACUUCCCUCCUCCGAACUCGUCGCCCAAGUCACCAAAGUGGUCAAAUCAAUUGGACAUGCCGUCAAAUACAAAUCUGCGGGAAUAUCCUCCUCCAACAGCCCGACGGUGAUCCGCAACAGAUUAUUCCAUCCCAAUGGCAUUGACAUCCUUGUAUCCUCGCCACACUUGAUUGCCAGCAUUGCCAAAAAGGAACCGAACAUCCUUUCCCGAGUCCAGUACCUUGUCGUGGACGAAGCUGACUCUCUACUCGACCGAUCAUUUAGCGAAACGACCUGCAACAUCAUCGACCGAGCCACACCAUCACUCAAGCAACUAGUUAUCUGCUCCGCCACUAUCCCCAACUCCCUCGACCGCUUUAUCGACCGCCGCUUUCCAGAAUGCAAACGAAUCGUCACACCAAAACUUCACACCAUUCCUCGGCGCGUGCAACUGGGCGCGGUGGACAUCGAUAAGGACCCCUACCGUGGCUCCCGCGACUUAGCCUGCGCCGACGCGAUCUGGACACUGGGCAAAGCGGUGCACGAAGACCUCAACCCGCGACACACGAUCAAACAUUUUCUCGUGUUCGUCAACGAACGGGAGAAAGCUGAGGAACUCGCCCGAUUCCUCGCAUUCAAGGGUAUCGACGCCGUAGCCAUGACGCGCGACACGACCGAACAGCGACAAGCCGAGAUCCUCUCGACCUUCACGUCGGUGGAUCGCGUCGAAGGGACUGAAAAGGAGAAACCCAAAUUAUUCAACGACUUUGUCCCCUUCGACAGCUCGCAAGUGAGCAAAGCGACUCGACGACACUUACCCAACACCAGAGUCCUGGUCACUACAGACCUCGGCUCGCGCGGCGUCGAUACCCUAGCCGUACGCCAUGUGAUUCUCUACGAUGUACCGCACACGACGAUUGACUUUGUGCAUCGUCUGGGCCGUAUGGGAAGAAUGAAUCGUCGUGGCCGGGGCAUCGUGCUGAUGGGACGUCACGACCGAAAAGAUAUUAUUCGGGAAGUCCGCGAGGCCAUGCAUAAGGGCCAGGCCUUGGUUUGA